AUGAGAUCAAGAUUCCAGUCUCCAGUUGAAGAUAGAAAUAACCAUUUGGAAGUUAUUAACGUGUGCCUGAUUUUUGUGUUUUGCUGGUUGUUGCAGGUCUGUGUCUCGACCACAAACAGGAACUUCCCUGGUCGCAUGGGCCACAAAGAAGGCCAGAUUUAUCUGGCCUCUCCAUACACAGCUGCAGCAUCAGCUUUGACUGGUUUCGUCACUGAUCCUAGAGAGUUUUUGCAGUAAGGCCAUUGAUCUUCAUGUGCCGUGACUACUCAGUACCGUUGUGUAAACACCAACUGCUCGGACUCGAAUUGUGGCAUUGGAGCUAGUAUCAGGUACUAGACCAAGAGAUGACGGGGGUUCUUCCUAGAGCUAUAUUGAACAUUUGUGCUCAAUUGGAUUACGAAAUAUUAUAUUUCAUGUUAACGCUCGAAAAAAAUUUUAAUUUGUGACUUGUGUUUUGUUACUUUGGUGUGUUUUCAAAACCGACGGGAUGUAAUAGUGUCGAUUAUGGACUAUUUUUGGGAUGAAUGUAUAAUUUGGAUACUUAGACUUUGAUA
This is a messenger RNA of Ilex paraguariensis (yerba mate), 554 nucleotides long. The record is from the annotation of a GenBank genome assembly. Lineage: Eukaryota; Viridiplantae; Streptophyta; Magnoliopsida; Aquifoliales; Aquifoliaceae.